CGCAGAGGAAACACGAUGUGCAAGGAUACCAAAAGUCGCCCAAGUAUUUCUUCGCGGACCCAAUUUCAAGCCGCGUUGUGUGCGUGGUGUUGGAUAUCUGCUAUCUGCAUAUCCAUCGGCGAUGCAUCGAGCACUCAAGAACCGCGAAUGAUGGUGGCAGAGUUCAUCAGGGACUCGUACGGUCCUCGGAUUCAGGACGGAUCACUUAAAAACGAAUCUACACUCUUACUCAAGGAAAAAAUUGACUCGAACCUUCCGGCAACGAAAAAGAUCAGCUUGAUAAGGUACUACCUGCGCCCAAAGAUCCCGAAUGAACCGAUCGCCGUGGUGAUCGAUACCGCGGACAGGUUCUACGAGAACGUGAAACGCCUGUGGAGGCUUGUAAUGGACGGCAAUAAAGUCGAGGAAAAUUUACUGCUCUUCGCUUAUAACGAUACAGACUGCAGACUAGUGAGAACACUGGGUGACCACGAUGGGGAGGCUGCUGAAGCCUUGACCAGGAUUCCGAUGAGCACAUCAGGAUCGGAGAGUGCGGAAAGGAUGCUAGACUGCGUGAACUUCGCCUUGAAGAUGGUUCAGUCAGAUAGCUCGAUUUUCCUUUUUACUGGAAGAAAACUUGGGAACGGGAUGUUUCUAGAGAGUACGAUAACUGAAAUGAUCAACAAACGAUGCGAGUUCAACGGUAUCUGGUGCGCCAAUAAUCCAGGAAAAUCCGAAGAAGUCAACGUCUACGAGGCAAUUGCACACAGGACAAACGGCCACUUCUUUCAAUUCACGAAAUUCGACCUUGACCAACUGGUAACCACGCUUGGAACCGAAGCUUACCCUAAGGAUAGACUUCAGGGUUACACAGAGUCCAACGAUCUUGACCUCGACAAUAACGGGGCUAUUUUACCACCGGAGAUAACCAUGGGAUCCGCGGCCACAAGCCCGUGGACAUCGGUCCUUCGAUCAGCCGUGAUAGUUGACGAAAAGGCAGCGGAUGACGAGAGCGCGGAUCUGCUCUACGACCCGAGAAUUAAUGGUACAAAGACUCGAGUUUAUUCGGCAAGGAUGGCGACGGCCGAGGACAAGGCUGAGCCAAGGGAGGCUCUGGAGCUCGAGGACAUGAGACUGGCCUCGUUGACGGCAAUCGAACAGGCUACUCGCCUGGAAACGACCACCAUCGAGAUCACGGCUGAAACGAGUCUGGUGGGACGACCAGGCAGCGUAUCCAGGCUGAUAUUUCGGAUCACCAACAACUAUCCGCUGACUAUCCGGCAUUACUUCCAGGCGAAGAGCAACUCCUUGAACGUUAUCUACCUCCAGCCGAGAAAUUCCUGGAUCCAGUCUGGACAGUCUUUGAGCGUCGUAGCUGACGUUCUCGUUCCUUCGUCGGCGACGGAUUCGACAACUGGAACUGUAAGCUUGGUUGUCCAGGGGAUCGAUAGCGUCGAGAAAUCGGCUUACCUCUACGUCCGCCAGACCGGCUCUACGAUUUCAGAUACCAACAAACCCACGAUAACGCACACUUUCAACAACAACUGCGCCGGAAAGCUAGAAAGCGGUACCUGCGCCAACAGUCUUUGGAGCGUCAACGUCACCAUCCAGGAUAGCGACUCAGGUCUGCAACGGGUAACGUCGUCACCAAAUGGCAUUCGGGCGACAACGACCUUCAUCAGUGGGACCAAGUCGUCAACCAAGUUUCAAUACGCGGCAACCUGCUGCCAGACAAGCGUGGUCGUCACUGCUUACGACCUCUUGGGCAAUUCGAAUUCUCGGACGAUCGACGUAACCGCCUGGGACAACCUGUCCGAAAGCCAGAUCGCGGCCAUUGUACUUGGUGCGCUUUUACUACUGCUUAUCAUCGUCGCCAUCGUGCUCGUCAUUAUAUGUUGCAUCCGACGACGCAAGAAGAGUCAGGACCUACCAUAUACUCAGCGAUACGGAUCGAGACCACCUGCGCGUGCCGAAAGGACUAGUUUUUAAGAAGCUCCUUUUACAAUUAGAUAGAUAUCAUCCAAUACAUGUAUGCUAGCAUCUUUAAUGCUGUACAGAUCAUUGCCCAAUGAUUAGAACAAGAGAAAUGCAAAGAAGAGCCAAUAAAAUGCGAAAUGAAUGAUCUUAUAAAAGUGCAUUUAAUUAGCGGGUGUCGAUCUAGCGUAGUAUAAUCCGACAAAUUAGUCUGUGGUAUUGUACACUUAAUUUAUUCUGUCUAAAAUAAUAGAAAUGUCCCGGCAAAGACAGGUAUCGUAUGAUUUUAAUAGAACUUUUGACACUCAAUUUUCAUUUGUACGUUGAAAAUAAAUUAAAAAAAGUAAUUAUGUACACAC
Diprion similis is the source of this 2312-nucleotide messenger RNA. RefSeq lists its product as uncharacterized. The record is from RefSeq and is a predicted model, not a curated record. NCBI's taxonomy places the organism in Eukaryota, Metazoa, Arthropoda, Insecta, Hymenoptera, Diprionidae. The coding region runs from base 16 to 1968 and encodes 650 amino acids. The transcript is spliced from 10 exons.